CACGCUUCCACUGUGCAGUGAAACAAAAAAUUAUAAAAUAAAAAGGAAAAGUGAUGUCGGACGUGGAAUUAAGUGACGACCUGGGGAAGUUGUGGGAAACCCUCACUUCAAUAUUUGGAUUUGAUGACUUCCACAGAGGAGAGGACGUAGUCCUGGAAGUAUUGGAUGAGUCAUUGUUAAUGAAAGCAGACAAACUUAAAUACAAGCUUGGUAAAAACAUGAUGGUAGAUGGGCAAUGGGAAGCACUGAUAAAGUGGUAUGAGGACAAGCUCUUAAUAAACACACCACCCAUCAUGCCUAAAGUUUAUGAGGAACAUCCUAUAGCUAUUAUUGAGGUCAGUAAGGAAAGAGUUGACGAGGAGAGUGAGGACGAGGAAAAGGGUAAGAACGACGAGGUCCAAAGGGAUGAGAAGACGAAUACAGGUCAGACGGCCGGACGAGUGGAUGAGCAAAAUGCAAUAAUAGCUAACACUCUCAAAUCAGUACAAGACAGACUUGAACAAGUAUGUGCAAAACUGGAUUCGGUCACCAAUGUACUUCUAAAAAUAACUAAAUUACAAACUAACACGGGUACAUUUUUAAUGGAAGCGAUAAAAGAAGUUAAAAAGGAAGUACAGGUGGGACGGAAUGAGAGAGAGGAUAGAAUUCAGAACAUUGAAGAGAAUAUGGAGAAGUUGUUGACUUGGGCUGACGAUCAGGACGAGAAGACAGGAAGAGGCAAUAAGGAAACAGGACGAGCCAAGUAGCACAGAGGUGAGAACAGCAAAUCUGGCAUCCAAAGAUACUAGAUGCUACGAGUGUGGCG
Molecule: messenger RNA, 805 nt
Organism: Diachasma alloeum
Lineage: Eukaryota; Metazoa; Arthropoda; Insecta; Hymenoptera; Braconidae
Exons: 5
Coding region: 54-746 (230 amino acids)
Source: RefSeq, a predicted model, not a curated record